GGGCUGUUGCUCACGCAAGCAGGCUGGCAUCCGAGUGAGCUUUGUCGCUGACAACGUGUGGCUUCUUGCUACAAAGACUCUAUUGACACUGGUGGCUUCAGCGGCGGCCACUUUUUAAGGCAAAGAUAGUUGCUUUUUGCAGAGGUUACAGGCGUCCUUCCCUAGAACUGCUGUAGGCUCGGUGCCCCUAACAGGAGAUAUGCCGCGGGGACGCAAGAGUCGGCGCCGCCGUAACGCAAGGGCCGCAGAAGAGAACCGCAACAGUCGUAAGAUCCGGGCCUCAGAAGCCUCCGAGACCCCAAUGGCGGCCUCUGUUGUCCCAAGCACCCCGGAGGACAGCCUGAGCGGCCCGGAGGCAGCCCGGAACACUCCGGAAGAGGCCUCCACUACCCCUGCGGAAGCCUCGAGCACCGCUCAAGCACAAAAGCCUUCGGUAGCCCGGAGCAAUUUUCAAGGCGCCAGGAAAAGUCUCCUGAUGUCCAUAUUAGCACUCAUCUUCUUCAUGGGCAACAGCGCCAAGGAGGCCCUGGUCUGGAAAGUGCUAGGGAAGUUGGGGAUGCAGCCUGGCCGGCAGCACAGCAUCUUUGGAGAUCCAAAGAAGGUCGUCACAGAAGAGUUUGUGCGCAGAGGGUACUUGAUUUAUAAGCCUGUGCCCUGUAGCCGCCCCGUGGAGUAUGAGUUCUUCUGGGGACCUCGAGCACACGUGGAAUCUAGCAAGCUGAAAGUCAUGCAUUUUGUGGCAAGGGUGCGUAACCGAUGCUCCAAGGACUGGCCAUGUAAUUAUGAUUGGGAUUCGGAUGAUGAUGCAGAAGUUGAGGCUAUCCUCAAUUCAGGUGCUAGGGGUUACUCCGCCCCUUAGGGAAAUAUGGGGCAGACCCUUGAGAGGGGUUGGAAAGAGCAUCAAAGGUACCCCAAAGAGUAGAUUACCUGGGUCCUGAAUUGAAUAUGAUGGGGAAGGGGGGCACUGUAUUUAGUAUUUGUGAUCAGUGCUAAUUGUUUAAACUACGAAAGAGAGGGUUUGCUUUGGAUAUUGUAAAAUUUUAUUCAUUUUAAUACAGUGUUGAUUUAGGUCACGAUAUAUUUAAAAACAUGAGUGAAUAAAACCUGUUUCUUUUUUUCUGCCAUUGAGAUUUAGUAUAACAGUUUUGCUAACAUUUUAAAAUGAGGUCUUUCCACCAUAUUCUGUGGUCAGGUACAUAUUUUAUAUCAUUGAAAUAGGCUGUUCUUUGAAAGUUUGAAAUAACCAGCAAAAUGUGAGAGAAGGAUGGGAGAAUUCUUUUAUGUGUGACCUUCCUGAAAACCUUUGUGUCUGCUGUUGUGUAAAGAAGACUGACAACUACCAUGAUUUUGCUUAGCUACCGCAAAACAUAGAAAAAAUAAAAGUGUCAUGACAAGGA
Ceratotherium simum simum (southern white rhinoceros) is the source of this 1397-nucleotide messenger RNA. It is a transcript of the gene MAGEH1, whose product is annotated as MAGE family member H1. Gene Ontology annotation, biological process: negative regulation of transcription by RNA polymerase II. The record is from RefSeq and is a predicted model, not a curated record. NCBI's taxonomy places the organism in Eukaryota, Metazoa, Chordata, Mammalia, Perissodactyla, Rhinocerotidae. Gene Ontology annotation, cellular component: nucleus.